AAUGUUACAUACUACUAUACUUAGUUACAUGAUCACCCUAUUCCUAUAUUAUACCUACUCUUAAUUCUAACUUAAUCUUACUCUUAUAUUUAAUUACUUAUGCUAACUGUUAUUUAAACCAACAACUGUUUUACAUACUUUCUCACACUCUACACCCACACGCUUACUCACGCACUCAACAUACUUUCUCCCAUUCUCAUAAAUGUUAAAUAUUAGUUAAGCUUUAGGUUAAGAAGAGUUUUUGUUAAACGGGGAGUUGAAAUAAAGUUCUUGGAAGAAGAAGACGUGUUUCACUUCGUUAUUAUAUAUUUCAUUAAACUCGGCAAGUUUACAGCGAACUUCGCCUCCAAUAUGUAUUGUGCAGCUUGGCGAUUACCCAUAACCGAAGGGGCAUUGGCUGUCGGGCGGUGAUUGCUGCUGCGAAAACCUUGUGAACUUCGGUCUACUUCGGAAAAAUAAUACUUUCAAAGUGGAAGGCCGAAAUCUAAAUAGCGAGUGAGAGCGUCAGCAGUUAAUACGUCUCUCAACUACACACAGAACAGCCUUUCAAAAACAACAACCCCACCUCCAACACUCAUUCGAACCUAAACUUUAAUUUCGUUUCCAACAUUCGAUCAUCGCACCCUAUUAAACGACACUGCAGUGGAAAUUGUCUAAAAGCCCAUCCGCAAUUUAUCGUAGCCAACAAUCAAGCCCCCAAGAAAAUGCCCACUAUGACGCACGUCCUCGAACGCCGCCGCAUUCAACGCUACUCGCUUGACAAUCAACUGGAUACACAUUCCCCGCGUCGCGUCCGCCAUUCACUCAGCACCGCAGCCAAUAAGGAGAAUUUCGGUGUCCAUUUUACGCGCAGCUCCUUCGGCAACACGAGCCUCACCGCCUUUCAGGAUCUCAGCAAUGGCAAGAGUCCGCUACGUCAAACACAAACCAAUGUGACUUUAAAUGUGAAGCGCCAAAAUGCAAACAAUAGCGGUACGCCGACAACGCGAAACCGUUUCUCUGAUGACUUUGCCUCCGGGGAGCCGGAAGAUACGCCUUUGACCCACCUUCGCUUCCGAAACGUAUCGCGCGACGAUUCACUCUCCUCUUCGCGAAUGGGCGAUGUGACACUGGAUCGCAUGUUGGAUGCGAUUAUCGAGAGCGCUCGCAAGGAUGUACAGCGUGUGCAGGCAAUGCGUCCAACAGAAAGUGAUCAGCAGCAGCAGCCAGUGGCACUCACGCCCGGCAGCGACUCGCCGGCCAUUGUCAGCGAUAACGAAUUGAGCAUUCACGAAAUGGAGGUACGUACGCCAACGCAUCUGAAGCGGCAACGCGUGGUGCGACGUAAGAACACCAGAACAACAGAUACACGUCGCAAAAUAGAUGCGCACGUAGCAACGGCGACAGCAUCGCGGAUAAUUUCGCCGCAGCCAUUGAUCGGACUAACUCUGCCCGAAGGCAUACCGAGCCCAGACACGCCGCUCUUCAAGAAUGUCGACACGCAUAAAGCACAACUUUCAGCAUUUAUGAUCGAAAAUAAUUAUGCGGCUGCAGUAGCAACAACGAUGACAGAGACCGAACUGCAGCUGCAGCAACGUUGCUCAACGCCGACUCUGGAAGAGACGCACUCGAUCAAGCGGUGCCUCAGCUUUUCAUCUGCUAGUGAUGACGAAGACGACGUGGACUUCAGCAAUGCCGCAAAACGCAGUUCGAUGGCAUCCUCCAACACGAGCUCCACAAUGGGCGAUCACUGCUGUUCGGGGCGUGCCUCCCGUAACUCGCAGGGCUCGUGGAAAGGUGCAGGUGGCCCCGCAGUGCGUGGCAAUGUCGAGUUGUCCAUACAAGUGGAGCGGCAGCAAUUAAAUGUACAUGUUAUACGCUGUCGUGAUUUGCAGCGUCCGAAUGGCUCUGCUGCGCUGAAUGCGUACGUGAAGGUGGCGCUCAUAAAUAACAAUCCAGCUACCAAGGCAGCGGAGAGUUGCUUUCAACGCACUGCUGUGCAUCGACAUUCGAGUCGGCCGUACUUCGAUCAUAGGUUCAGAUUUAAUUUGGGUGCUCAGGCGGAAACUGACGCUACAAGUGCAGGCGGACGUCUACAAUUGGCAGUGUGGCACCGAGACCGCCAACUAAAACGUAGUGAGUUUCUAGGAUGCAUGUCCUUUCCUCUCCAGACGUUGCUGCAACAACCUGUUAAUGGCUUCUACAAACUACAAUCGCACGCAUGUCUGAAUAAUCCACAGCCGCCAGUAUUGUUACAGCAUCCGGCCAGUGCUACACACGCCCAGCACCCACAAAGCCAAACACACCAGACUUCGUGCCCAACGCCUCACAAUCCCAACCACAUUCCCGUUCACGUUCAACCACAACUGCAACUGCAGCCACAGUCGCAGCCACCACAACGCCAACCAUUUGUGCCACAGGCGCGUGUUGUCACCGCCACAUCUAUAAUGACCUCAACACUGAUGCGCCAGAAAAGCGAGGAGGAUGUUGUGAGUAUUGACAGUAUGGCUCAGGCGACUGCUGGCAGCAACAUUGAGCAUCCGAUGACACUGAGCCGGAAGGCUUUGCAUCAGCGCGACGCCGACGAAAAUCUGUUUUUGCGUUUUCUCGAAUUGGAUCCGCCCACGGAGACGCCGGCUCCCACAAAUGCUUCUAGUGCCCCACCAGCCGCCUCAAGCGGACGUCGUCUAUCAGCCGCAAGCAAACCCGUUGGUCGUACACCCUUCACCAUGACCAAGAAAUUAACGCGUACCGCCGAACGCGGCUUCGGUUUCUCCAUUGUGUGGACGCAUCCACCACGCGUCGAAAAAAUUGAGCCUAGUCUUUCGGCCGAUCGGGCCGGCAUACAACCUGGCGACUAUGUGAUUUUCGUGGAUAAACAGAAUGUGGUGACGAUGCCGGAAGCAGAUGUGCUAAACCUAAUACGCUCACAGGGCUCCACACUGACGCUGGAGGUAUUCAGAAGAUCGGGGCCUGCCGGUGGUAUUGGACUAGGUUCUAUGCCACCGGCGCUCAGUGUCAGCAGUAGAGGUCAUCCAACGGCGACGGUAAUGAAUGGCAAAGCUACAUCAAGCACGCGUUUAGUAAGUGGUAUGAGUGAUGAGCAGCAGUCGAUUGCAGGAGGCACUGCGCAGUUAUUGCGACGCGUGGGCGCGGCAAGCGCAAUGCCGAUAGUAUCAACAGGGCCGACAGCAACGGUUGCCGCAACGAAUGUGCGUCCGUCCACAGCCUGCUCAGGUGGCACCACCUCGUCAAUUGAGGCGGCAAAGCGUCGUCUGCAUCUGCCGCAGGUCACCUUCAGUAAGGAGUCCAUUGGCCCCAUCACCGACAAUCGUCGUCGCUUACUUCUGCAGCUGAUCAGUCGUGAACAGAACUUCAUUUCGGCCCUAAACUUUGGCUUGCAACGUUUCGUGCAGCCGUUGCAGGAUCGCAAAGAUCUCAUUUCGCCAAACGAUCAUCGAACACUCUUUCAGAAUAUCGAUGAGCUGUUGCGCAUCUCCGAGGAUAUACUAGAGCAACUGUGCAACGAUGAUCAAGAGCCACAAAUGAAUUUUGCGUCGCGCGUCUAUCUCUCGAAAACCACAGCCAUUUGCGCAGCCUACAAAAAGUACUGUAAUGGUAUCAAGCGAGCCGAUUGUGUACUGGUAAAUAAAUCUCGGCAGAUGGGCUCAGAGUUUGUUGCCUUCAUAACCGAACCGCAAGUGCCACGCAAGCGUCCCGAUCUCACAAUGUUCAUCCACAGACCUUUACAGCAUUUCCGCGAGAUAUUGAAAUUAAUGCAGCUACUCGCUUCUAACUGUCACGUCGAUACAGAGGAGCACAAGAAUUUUACAACUGUAAUUGCCGAGCUCCAGGCCGCCUAUCGCGAGAUUACUGUUAGCAGUGGCUUAAUGGAGCCACUAGGCGAAGGCCGACCUUUGCUCACGUUGCAAGAUCUCGAGUCCCGCAUGGUAUUCACGAAGUGCAAACCAUUCACGCUGGCUGUACAGGGCCGCCAGUGGAUUUUUGGUGGUGAUCUGUCACGCGUGGAAGGCCGCUCCGUGAAACCUUACUGGACCUUGCUCUUUAGUGACAUCAUAGUGUUUGCAAAGGUCAGCCGAGACCGUGUUUUAUUUAUAACCGAGGAGCCUAUCCCAAUCGCGAAUAUUGUAGAUUCAUGCUUUCACAUGCGCAAGAAAACCACGGAGUUUCGACUUACAGUUGAUCCAAACGGACGUUUGGCUGAGAGCCCAACGGGCUAUUGUGCACCGGAUUUGACUCGGACACCGAAGAAGAGUGCACGCCGUAAGAGUCUGUUGCUGCGCGCGCCAUCUUUGGAGCUAAAGGCUGUCUGGCAAAACCUUUUACAGCGUCAAAUUUUCCUGGUGAAUGCUGCGCUUGGCUCGACCCCGCUUUCCAGUCCACUGGAUUCUCCCGAUGUGCUCAACACCUUGGUGCCACUUAGUGAUAUUGGCAUCGCAUCCGCAUCCAUAGGCUCGGUAAAGCACUCAUCCAUGGACAGCAUCAACGCAAAGAACAGCCAGCAACAGCAGAAACGUCUCUCGAAUGCAUCGGAUCAAAUUGAAAUGCUCAUCGAUGAGAAGUGUCGUAUCCUGAACAAGACUGGAACCUCCAAGUCUAAUGCACUUCACCUGGCCAACUGGAUGAAAGGUCAACUGGACAAGCAGCAGGAGCAGGCGCGUUUGGCUGCGCAGCGUUCGCGCGAAAACAUCAGUCAUGAGGAUGAGCACCUAUUAUACCCGGAGAGCGAUCAAGAUGAGCGUAUCACGUUUUGGACUCGCCAACAACUGGAGAAGCGCACCAAAGAAUUAAAUUUAACCAAGGAAAACGGAAAUAUGAAAGCCCGUCCGAAUUUCGGUGGCAAGCGUCUCAGCGGCGUCGAGGAGCUUAGUAUGAGUGAUGUCUACUCGGAGAACGUAAGCCAGCUAAGUCAAUCUCAUAGUACCACUUCGGAUAGUCAGAUCACGGUACGCUCUAGUCCCAUUGUGCUUGAUAAGCUAGCCGUCUGCCGCCAUUGCCAUAAGAACUGUCAGCAAGCGGCUAUGUCGCACCUCGCGGCCAUUUCCACCUCACAAACGCUCCCACCCGCUAUAGGCUCGGUAGCCAAUGAAAAUACUACUGGUGUUGGUGGAAGUGGCAGUGCCCUGGUGUGCACCUCACUUAAGGUGCAGCAUAGCCAAUCGUCGCCCAAUCGUUGCUGCAGGCUCAAUGGCAACGUCAGUCAGGCGGGCAGCACCACCAGUAUAUCAUCGAGUACCAUUACGGGCGACCAACCCAGCGAACACUCAUCCAAGGUAGUGGCUAGUAGUAGCAAACGUGAGACUGGAGACACGGAGAGUGAUGUGGCUCAACUAAUCACUGACGAUCUUUCGCAAUCAGAGGCCACGGACGACAGCAUUGGUGGGAUUCCAAGCAGCAGCAGUGGCGUCGCCGGAGCCGACGAAGCACGACGACUACUCACCAACAGCUUCAGUAAUCUACGAGUUUUAGAUGAGAAGCAUGAGGCACGGAAGUUGGAUGGACAGCAUAGGCCACAGGCUGGAACGCGAAGUCAGGAUUCUAGACAGAAUCAUCAAACAGCAUUAGUGAAUGGAUAUUGCUCGUCGAAUUUAUCUGGUGGUGAUGAGAGCAUUAGUGUCAAGGUGAGUAGCGAUAAAAAGCCGCAACCACAACCAAGAACAUACCGACUAACGCUACAAACGGCUACCGAGGAAACCACAAAGGAUACUGCUGAUAAAAAGGUGAAAACUACUGUCACGAUUACUGAAACAGCACAAAUUAUACGUACACAGGAUCAAAAUUCCGAACACGAACAUGGGCAUGAACGAUCUAGGACGACCGGUACACCAACAAAAAGUUCCAGGUCGCCGCAUACGCCACUCACACCAAAGUCGCCAAAAUCGCCAAAGUCACCUGGCACCCCGUCAUCAUUUUCGCGGUUUACUCCUUGCAACUGUCAAUGCAGACCCGCUGAUUUUGAGAAUACGACGCUCAGCCCAGAUGAAGUGGAGCAGCAGACAUGCAAACUAAUUGAAUCUCCGAAGCAGUCACCACAAAUGCCACGGCAACUGCAGCUGCAGAAAGCAAUGGAGAGUUUAAGUAAUAACCAAAAGAAGCGUUGCAAGUGCAUUUGUGGUGCACAAUCCGCAGUCGGAGUAGAGGACGAGCUCUCAUCAUUUCUGUUUGGGGGUUUGUCGGCGAGACAGCUGGGAACAAAGCCAACACCUACGGCUCCUUUGCCAACACCGACAUCAGUUGGUGCGCCAAUUUCUAUUUGCGAUGCCAACUUCUUGCCGACUAUCGCCGUAGUUCCGCCCACACCUGAAGCGACUCUCACAAUGACUUCCACGAAUGUGUGGGAUAACAGUGGAACGAAUUUAGCAACUAGCACAGCCACACAGAAACAAUUAAGUAACAUGCCGCGACAGGCUGUCAUUGAACAUAUACCCGAGGAUUCUUGUGAUGAGUCACCCCUAGACGAGGAGCCGCCAUAUCGACCGAUGAGCAAUGCCUUACGACGGUACGGCACAAUGUCCAGCCUUGAGAAAUUGCCCUCUGACGACCGGAUGGACGGAGAUCUGGACGAGUUAGAUAAUGACGACGACAAUGGAAAUGACAAAAACGAAGUGGCCGACGAUGAAGAAGAUUAUGAUGAUGAUAUAGACGACAAGGCACGCGCGGACGCGGUGGAUCACGCGAAAGAAGCAACACAGUCCACUGCGUGCACAUUCGAAGAUAUGGCUAGCGGGUCAUGUGUACUGGUUGGUGGUGUCUGGACAAGCCGAACAAGUGGGCUGGCUGGUGGCAACAAAAUGUCUUUUUUCGAAGAGUCACGCGCAUUCAUCGACAAAUACUUAGGCAGAUGGAAUCAAGACCAGACAACGUCCUCGCCCGCGGUCACUACUUCCGAAACCGAUGAACAAGCUGACGAAUGCACAUCGGGUGCAACCUCCGGCGAGGAGGUGUGGGGUACCCCAACCAGUGGCGGAGACAACGACGACAUGCACCUAGUCAACUCGGAAAAUACGUACUCGUCGCCAACGAAAUCGAGCAACUCGCUAAAUGAUGAUGACGACACGGAGUUGAUGAUGGACGAGUUACUUAUGGCCCCGCCGAUGACGGCCAGCACAAUACGAGGACUGUUGCCACGACGUCGCUUAGAGCCACUUUUCGAGGAGGAAACAGAAAGCGACGAAGAGAAAACCCAGCAGGAAAGUGAAGAUGUUAAAAAGGGGGAAACAACGACAAAUGGCCACUAUUUAAAGGAUUCAGCUGGAAGCUCAAGCGACGAGGAUCUAUCGAACGAGGCGAGCUACGAGCUGAAGAUGGAGGAGGAGGUCGGGAAGCCCACACUAAUCGAACCGAAGGCACCACGUACACCUGGUCAUAUUCCACCGCCGAUGCCGAUGGUGGCGACGAGUUGGGAACGGGCAUUCAAUCAGUCCCAGUCGCCACAUCUAGUGGAUACCGCACCUCUUCCAGUGGCUGUUCUGAAGGCAUCAUCUUGCGAGUACCUACUCGAACAGCGUACAAUGGUACCUUUGCGUACUACCAGCAUUACCAGCAGCAGCCCGCCCGCAGCGAGAGCCGCAUCAGCAACGGCGGAAUUGGCAUCACCAUCGACGAAGAUGGAAGUGGCCGUAGAGACGUCAUCACAGCAGACACUCACAAUGCAAGUGGAGAUGAAAGCGACGAUGAGGAGUACUACUACUAUGAUGAUGACGACGACGCGGAAGAUCAAGACACCACCAACGCCACGGAAUCAACCUCCUUCAUCGACUUUUACAACAAUCAGCAGCGCGAACGCCAAUAUCGCGAACAGCAGCUGCAGCAACGUCAGUGGGCCCACCCCAACUACUACCAACGCAUUCACAACGACUGUGCGUCCGGCGAAGUUCGUACCACCUCCACCACCCCCGCGCCGAUUAUUGCUAACACAAACAAAUUUACAGACAAGUGGCGUGAGUCCACCGAAUGCGUCAACACCAACUCAACAAAAUUCUGGCGCUUCUGCUGACGCUGGCUGCUUAGCGGUUGUCACCACCGCCAUCGCAACAAGCAGCGCAAGUGCCCCGCGCGCAGCCGCUACGCCUACCACAAAAGCAGCACCGUCGGCAGCGAUGAAGAAGAAAACGGAGACAGAGACGGCGACGGCGAGAGUGAAACCGGCAGCAGCCAAUGGAAAUCAACGUUCUGUUGCAGCCGGUACCGUGGCUCAAAUGGUCGGAAAGCGUGCAUCCUCAACGAUAAUAGAGACGUCGCUGCUGGGGUCGGGCGACAGCAAGGCAGCCUCCACAUUAUCAACAAUAGCUUCGAAGACGACGAAGGUACUGCAGCAGGAGCCGGGAACACAGGCGUCCCAGAAAAUCUCAGGCGCGACAGUGUCGAAAACAUCGGCAGCUACACGCGACGACGGCGUUUCAAAAUCGGACGGUGUCCCAGCACCCAUUGGUUCCGGUUUAAGUCCACGGCUCGAGAUGCGAUUGGCACUCAACCACGACAUUCUCGGCGACGAAGACUUGAUUUGCUACGAGCCUGGUCCAGAUCUAACAACAAUACUGGGGCACGACCUCUCCACAUUUCAACGACUGACGGGUCGCGAUUUAUUGAAUCGUUCAGCAACGAAUCGCGUUCAACCAAAAGAGGCUGUCAUAUCAUUCUCUCAACAGCGAAACUCGAAAAUGGACACACCGACGGUCAAUCGGCGUCCACGUCCGGGUUACGCCAACACCAGCAGUUCCCUACCAAUCGGCUUAGGUGGUGGCGCACGUGUCGGCGGCGCUCCACAACCCCUGCAACCAAAUCGAAAUACAUGGAGCAAUUCUGUAUCUGCGGUUCCGAGCAACGACGUCUACGCAAGAGGCGACGGAAACAGCAAAAGUUACAAUUACAACAGCGACGAGAGCAAAUUAAGCGAUCUCGAAAUUUUAGCGAGACGCGAGAAGACAUCCUGCAUGUCUCAAUUGAGGAGUGGCUCACGAGCCAAGACGAAGACGAUGGCGACACCAACCACAACCACAAUGACAAUGGAAGCAAUGGCUGCAACGAUGAGCAGGGAUUCAUCGACCAGUCCUCAAGCGACGAGGGCGAAGAGUACUACUUCGAUGGCCGUGGAGACUGAGAGCGGUAUCAAGCGAGUACGAAAGAUCGGACGUGAUGAGACUGCGCUAAUUGAGACGGGCAAAGGAUCCCGACUAAUUAACUUCAUCAAGCGGCGCAACUCUGAAAGUCCAAUCUCUCCGAACUGUUCUCAGAGCUCACUUAGUGAAUCCAACGCUAGUGGAACACCAGUCCACCGGCUAGCGGCACAGAUGUCACCGCGAAAAGAUAAUGAUAAACCCUCGCUUAAUCGUCGACUGUGGAAACACAUCACCAAACGACGGCGCGCCAACUCAGUCUCAGAGGUAACCGCCAGCUAAUUUUGCACACGCAUGCGGCCAGCGACACCCAUACGCAUGUCCACGAACUGUUCCCCGAACCUUCUUAUCUGUCUGACUCCAAUAAAGUUCGUGCAAAUCUCGCAAGGGUUAGUUAGAAUUCUCCAAAUCGACGGCAAAUGAAUGUAACGAAAAAAUGGAGCAGUAAACUAUGGGCAUAUUUUUUUAGAAUAUAAGCGUAAUUAUUGUUGUAAUUAUGUAGGAAAUGCUGCAGUUCCGGUAGAACUGGUAUAAGACUAUCAAAGCGGCGGAUUAGUGGUCAGGGCUAAACGGCUUUUAGUAGAACAAAAAAUUGUUCGUAAAAUAUGUAGUGGAAUUUGUAGAGUUAACGAAUUUUGGUAGUAGUGAAAAAAUGAAAGUGAAACCGGCGGAAAGCCAACAGGACACUUGCUAGCGGUCUUUGUUAAAUCGUAUGGUGUUAUAGUAGAUGUGUUGAGAGAUCAGCUCCGCUUGUUGGCAAAUUUUGGUUGGUUUUUGAUAGUGUAAAAUAAAAACUCGACUAACCCGAAGAUGUUAUGCAUUAAAGCUUUACGUGCAAUAUGUAGAUAAGUGAGCGAUGAGAAAAUUUAAAAAUCGAAAUAUUAUAAUAAAAAAUAACGGCACGGUAUGUUUUUUCGGCGCUCGCAACAAAAAACUUUAAAGGUAUGAGUGCGUAAUUGUAGUUGUUGUGAAUGUGGUUUUUACUUGAUUUUAAAUGAAGUAAUCGAUUCGUCUAAAUAAUUAUUAAAAAUAUGCGAAAUGUUAGUGCAACUUUGUCCAAUUAACUGCAAAUCGGUCCAUUUAUUUGCGCAGCUAGUGCAGUGAUAACACGCUUGUCCAUAAUUUACUUAUAUCGCAUUAUUUACUUCACAAAAAGACUCAGCAACUUCCUGCCACUGACGAAUGUAAUGAUGAACAAAGUGAAAAAAAAAGAAAAACAAAUAUUUUUAUUACUAAGCAGCAUUUAAUUUUAACUCACGGAACAUUUUAUAUAGUUUAUGCGGCUUAUUUACUUAUUUCUAGACUAAGAAAUCAUAGAAAAAAUCUCAUUGGAAAAUUAUUAAGCUUCACAGUUGUGAAGGCUGAAAAAUUAAACAACCUCACGUAAAUUGUUUCAAAUUUCCAAAUCUUUAAAUAUUAAAAACCAAAUAUCGCAAAAAUUAGUUGAAGGUUCCAUUAGCAAAGGGUAUAAUAAGUUAGAAAAACGUUUUUGUUCGUUAUUGCAUACCACUUCUGGUGACCCAGGCGACCUAAGAGAACCGUUGCACAAUAACUUGCUACCCUAACGAGGUCAAGAGGCACAGUCUCUAUGUAGCAUACUAUUACUCAUGUCCACUGCUAUAGACGUAUGUAUAUGGCCAUACAUUUUUUAUAACAUCAAUUCACGUGUAAUAUGCGAUAUUUGAUCCCAAUUACGAGUAAAACUUAUAACUUCAUUAUAAAUUAAGAAAAUAAAACUACAUUCUUAUGCGAAUAUAUUAAAUGAAGAAAUAAUAAUUUAAAUCAAAUUUAAGCUUUAAUGAAAAAAUCAAUAAAAUAUUGUAUUUAAACAUUUAAAAUUCACUAGGUAUUUUAA
Messenger RNA from Anastrepha ludens (Mexican fruit fly), 10971 nucleotides. RefSeq lists its product as uncharacterized. Gene Ontology annotation, molecular function: protein binding; guanyl-nucleotide exchange factor activity. The coding region runs from base 705 to 9398 and encodes 2897 amino acids. The record is from RefSeq and is a predicted model, not a curated record. Gene Ontology annotation, cellular component: nucleus; plasma membrane. Gene Ontology annotation, biological process: signal transduction. The transcript has 17 exons. Lineage: Eukaryota; Metazoa; Arthropoda; Insecta; Diptera; Tephritidae.